Messenger RNA from Paramacrobiotus metropolitanus, 1384 nucleotides. Its product is annotated as glutaminyl-peptide cyclotransferase-like. The coding region runs from base 143 to 1279 and encodes 378 amino acids. NCBI's taxonomy places the organism in Eukaryota, Metazoa, Tardigrada, Eutardigrada, Parachela, Macrobiotidae. Gene Ontology annotation, molecular function: glutaminyl-peptide cyclotransferase activity; zinc ion binding. The record is from RefSeq and is a predicted model, not a curated record. The transcript is spliced from 3 exons.
AACCAUUUGAGCGCUGAAGGCAUUUGUGUUUUUCACUAGAGUAGUGCGCUUGCCGCAUACACAAGCAUUUUUGCCAAUUCAUAUGUCUCCAUUGUUAUCGCAGUAGUUUUUCGAGUAAAUAUAGUUAUGGUAACGCGGAUACAUGUGGCGACUAUCAUUACGGCGCAUCGUCAUUGUGGGCUUCUCGAUUCUCGCCUUGGCGUAUCUGUUCCAGCUGCUGAGUUUCGCAUCCUUUAGCAAUUCCUCCAAUGCCCAGGACGCCAGGCAGAAUGCCGCGGCCAAGCGGCAACUGGGCAAUCCACCGCAAUGGUUUUUUGAUAAAACCAGCAGUCCGCUGACCGCGGCUUCCGAUGAUCAGCUGAGGAGUUUGGCGGGAUUAUCGAACAAGGAGCGAUUUUUGGGAUUACUGCAACCUAUUCUAAUUCCCAGAGUUUCGGGAACUCAGGGAAAUCUGCAAGUUCAACAGUUUUUAAUAACCACGCUCCAGAACCUGGGAUACACGAUUGAACUGGAUAAAUUCGACGAUUCACCACCGGCUCCGCACGCCAGGCGCACUUUUACAAAUAUCAUAGCCACCUUAGACCCGAAUGCGCCGCGACGUCUAGUUCUGGUAUGCCACUAUGAUUCCAAAUUUGAUUCCCGUGGGGAAUUCGUGGGCGCUACGGAUUCCGCCGUCCCUUGUGCCAUGUUACUAGAUCUCGCCACCGCCCUUCGUGGACGCGUUGACAACCGCUCGACCAAACAGGAUAUCACGCUGCAGUUACUAUUCAUGGAUGGCGAAGAAGCUUUCGGGGAGUGGUCGGCGACGGAUUCCUUGUAUGGGGCUCGUCACUUGGCGAAUAGUUGGUCGCGUACGCGCAACCGAUUUGCGCCGGAUGUGGCGUCGAUGAAUGAACUCUCUUCUAUGGAUGUGUUUGUGUUGUUGGAUUUAAUUGGUACUACGGAUACCAAUUUCCGGAAUUUCUUUUCGUCGACGGGUGACUUGUACAAUCAGUUAUCGAAGGAUGAAGAUCGGCUGGCGCAGCUACGAUUAAUUAAACAGUGGGGACGGCUUGAUAAUUACUUCGAUCGCGGUGGAUUUCCUGUUGGAAUGAUCGACGAUGAUCACCGACCGUUCAUGGAGAAGGGUGUUAAAAUUGUGCAUUUAAUUUCGUAUCCGUUCCCCAGUGUGUGGCACAAGUACGAGGACAAUAUUGCCAAUAUUCACUACGAUACGGUGGAUGACAUUAAUAAGAUAUUACGUGUGUUCGUUUGUGAAUACCUUUCCUGCCGAUUUUGAUUCUGUGAUUGUUGAUCGUUUUUCGAUGCAGCUAUUUUAGUGUUUUGAAGGUUUGAGUGUACCAUUCCGUACAAGAUUUCUAUCUUUUAAAGAAUAUAUAUUUCG